UGUCCAUCAACAGUGCAUCGUAAAAACAGUCUUUGCUGAGCGGGAAAGCUACGAGCAAAAAAAUUGCAGUGGGUCAUCCUUGCAAAUCCAUUUUAAUCAUACUGAAUAAUGAGUGACGAACUUAAUGACUCGGGUUGCGUGGACAAAAGCCGGAACGACAGCGUCAGCGAACACGAAGAUGAGCGUUCACACAGUCCAGACAUUCACUUUGAGCCGGUCAUGAAGUUACCAUUGAUAGAUGUGAAAACGCUGGAAGAAGAUGAGGAGGUCCUGGUCAAGCUGCGGGGCAAACUCUACAGGUACGUCACAGCGCCCGACGAGGCUCCAGAGUGGAAGGAGCGGGGUACAGGAGAGGUGAAGAUCCUCUGCAACAAGUCUGGCCACUGCCGCAUUCUCAUGCGCCGUGACAAGACCUUCAAAGUCUGUGCCAACCACUAUGUGCACCCGGGCAUGGAGCUAAAGCCAAGCCAUGGCAGUGACAAAGCGUGGGUCUGGAGCACCGUAGCCGACUUUGCGGACGAGGAGCCGAAGCCAGAGCUGCUAGCACUUCGGUUUGGAAGUGUGGAGAAUGCCCAAAAGUUCAAGGAAAAAUUUGAAGAAGCCAAGAGAAUGCAAAUUGAGCUGCUCAAAGAAGGCAAAGAAGCCGCCCCUGAAUCCGAAGUGCCCACCAAGGAACUAGAGUCGCUGGCCAUCAAAGAGGAGGCAAAGGAGGACAAAGCGGGCGACAGCAGCGUCGCUGCAGAAUCUGAAAAGAGCCCUUCCGGAGACUCGGCGGAUGCGUCCAAGAAGUGAACGAAAAGGCCCGAUGCACUUUUAGCCUGCUGUGUACUGCUGGUCAAUCGACUGUUGCCUUUUUCGCAUCGCAGGGACCAUGUCUCGCUCUCGGCUGAGGCAAGUCAGUCCUCGGGUCUCGAGGAGCUUGUCCUCAGAUAGGCUGGUUUUUCUAGGCGCGAAAACGCCCUAACUGUGGUGGGGUGUAAGUGGCCUCUUUUUCCCUUUUUGUGCAUUGCCAGAGAGUUCCUACCUUGUAGAGGAAGUUUGUAAAGCUCGUGAUGUUUGAAAUGGAGAGGACUAAAGCAGAUGUCUGCUGCUGCACUUGGGACUCUACUAAGUCGCCUGCCUGGCAUGGUGGUGAUGGUGUCAUGUGACUACACACGAAAGUACUUGACGUAUUGAUUGUUGUUACCUUUCUCGUGAUUGAUUCGCUGGCUGUGAGCUGGUGUUAUUGUCGAAAAGCGUUCUUAUUUUAGCACUUUUGUUCACGCAAUGGUGGGAAUUCUUCCUCCGCGAGAGGUGUUACAGUCAAACCCGAUAUAUCAAACUCAAAGUUGAUCGCGAGAUAGUUAGAUAUAUAGAUAAUUCGAGAUGUAAAAUACGCUUAUCUGAAAACUUCAUACGCCUCGGACAGUAUCCCGCGAACAUGAAAAAUGGGAAGUUGCCUACCCCAUGCCCUAAGCCUCUCUGUGAAAAGAUCGAGUGCCAUCAGUUUCUUUUAGAGCAUGACUGUCGGACUGGGAGGCCUUUUUUGCAUUCAUGACGCAGCACGACAGUUAGUCCUUCUCGCUAUCGGUACGCUUCACCAUAUUACACGGCUGCGAUGCAGCGAAGCUAAAGCAAUUUCUGCGUUGUGGACCGCAAAUAAGGCCUGUGCUGCAUGAGCCCUCUGUAUUUUGUGACGUGCACUUUGCUUGUUUUUCCUCCGUGGCAUGUACUGGCCUUCGUAUUCAACGCUUUGACAUCAACUGCCAAAAAUAUCCAGUUUCGCCAGCGUGACUAUUUCCGAUGAUGCGAGAAGUGAUCACAGUCUCGUAAGUAGCGCACUUGCAGGGGCGCACCAAAGUGACGGGGGGGCCACUGUUCAGUAUGUCUAAUGUGGUGUAGUUCGAUAUGUAGAUAGUACAAUGCUAUACUUUUGCGUGGCAUUUCCGAGGAUAUAUUACAACUGUUUGAUAUAAACAAUGAUUUAAUAUACAUGGGUCUGGUAUGUCCAAGUUUAACUGUACUACAGUGGAAUGCUGUUGAAACGUUCCUCACUGUUGCAUUUUCCCGGCCUGUAUCUAAAGUCCAUUGACUCUUAUGUAUCGGGUUUCCAUUCGAUAUGCCGCCUUUCUGUAACGUUCCUGCAUCUUGCAUUAUACUUGAAUGUGGUGAUCUUAUAAAUGUAGCAAUGUAGUGGCAAAUAUGGAAGUUCAGAAUGCCACAAGUAUGCGCUCAUCAAUCCCAAUAAGCAUGUUGCAACACAGUGCGGUUGUUGCCCGCUCUCUAAAAUCGGCUUCGCCGCAAUACAGCAGUGUUUGCGGCGAAGCUUAUUAAAAGUGAGAUGCAGCCUUUAUCACGGAGGCACCCCCAAAGGGGGCAUGACACCAAAUUUUCUAUCAUAAUCUGUACUGUGUGAGGUAAUCUUUGUGCGUUCAAAAGAACACGGCAAAAUUCUUGUUCAUUUGAGCCAGCACAUAAUUUGCGAUUGAAGUUCUUAUAUUACACUCGAACGGCGCAGCAGUUGUGUUACACUGGCACGCUCGCAAGCCGUGGCAUCACAAGUGGCAUGCUUGCCAAGCAAUAAUGUAUGUUCUGGUGAAGAAUCGGUGUUUCACCUGUGCACAUGCGUGAAACUUCUGCUUUGUUCAGCUUGCCAUUGUAAUUGUUCAACUUGCAGCAGCUGAAACAAUGCCACCGCGGCGCCCAUGUAGCGCUGUGGGGUGCCAGAGCAAACAAAGCAAGGAGUGCUCCGUAUCGUACUUCCCCAAGGAGCCCGUCAAGCACAAGGCCUGGGAGAUGAAUGUGUCACGAAGGACUGGCACUCGUGACGGUUUUGUUUUGUUUUUGGAACACUUUAUGCCAGACAGCUACAAUGAUGAUUUGUGCCUGCUCACUGAGCUUGGGAUACACGUGAAAAAGCUGAGGCUGUGGCCAGACGCGAUGUUGACCGUGUGUGCGCACCAACCCAUCCAGCAGGCAGUGCCCCAGCCCCUUGCUAGUAUUCCCCCCCCCCCCCCCCCUUUUUUUUUUUUAACCAAUGUCAGGUGUAAUAAAGUAAGUUUAAGUAAAGGUUCACUUAAAGCUUGCAUCAUGCAAAGUCCUUGCUGUGCGGACAUGUGUGCGAGCAGUUGUUUAGAUGUGCCACACGCAGCUACAGAUGGAAAAAGAAUGGGUGGGAACGCGCGGCAGCUUAAGAAAAUCGUGGUUUUGUUGCGUACGGAUCCAAGAAACACACAUGCAUGGAAUGCAUGCCAGUAAACAAUCUACGCACGUCAUAAUUUGAAUUGCGUGAAGCAGUACCAGACUUCGUCUCCCGUGAAUGGCCAGCUAAGCAGUGCUACAUGCGUGAAGUAGCAACAGUGCAGAAAGGCAUCAGCAGCAUUUCGCACAAUACCAAUGUCUCCAUCUGUGUUGACCACAUUCACCAUGCUGUCUUCGUCCAUGGCCUCCAAGAUUCAUUGCUUGCUUCACCACGCGGAGUUGGCGGUGUAUGGCACGCAAUUUCUGGAGGCAAUGUGGUAGCUACACUCUGACCUCCCGUGGUGUGGUGGCCGAUUUUGUAGCAGACGAUGACUCAAUUCCAUGCAGCACGUGAUGUCACACUAAGCUUGGCGAUAUGACGGUGGGUGCCGAAAGGUGGGGCUUGGAGCUGGCGACUUCUAGCUAGUAUUUUGGACAAAAAUGUGCUCUUACUGCCCAGUUAGAUGUGUAUAGCCAUGUUCGACCGUCUAGUACACUUUAAACCGCAAAUUGUUGGGUGACCGUGUCGUGCCCCCUUUAGUUAUACAUGCGCACGGAGCUGUUUGUGAUGUUGCUAUGGAGAUUUGUGGCUUUUCUUCCUUUUUUAUUUCCUGGAUGUUACCUUUUCUUUUUCUCGCAGUUCCUUGAAGAUAGUAGUAACGGGGUUCUACGGUAUACUUGUGGCGCCAUUGUUAACGUGUGGCAGCCGAGAGAUGUGCGUCUAGUUCUUAUCGAGUGAGAAAGCGAAUCACCACUGCUCUCAUAUCCAGGCACAUUCAAUUGAUUGUGUUGCAAUUUUCUAUGGUUUGAGCCAGGCAUUGAGACUCAACUUUGUCUUUCUUCACAUUGCGAUUCCACAGUGGAUGCUGAAAUGCUUUUCGUUCUGCUUAUUGAGUGCGCAUAGUAGCCCAAGCGGUAUUGUCUAGCUUUAUGUAUAUUUGUGUUAGUAGCAUAUUUGGCGUAUAUUUGUGUUAGUAGCAUAAUUUGGCACAUAUGCAAAUAUUGGGUUCUUGUAGCAGAAGACUUGCGUGUUUUGUGGGCAGAUUCAGCGGCACUCUUUAUGUUAACGCGACAUUAUCGAUCUAAAGAGAUUUUGCUGUUGGCAAGUAAUGGUAAGUGAGAACAACGUGGCAUGCCUCAGUUUAUAACCAUUUGUAAUCACAUUGGGUUAGUGAUGGCAACUGUUAUAAGGGUCUCAUUAUAUAUUUAAAAGUGUGCUACAUACUGUAAAUGCAUGUUCUUGCUAUGACUUUAAGGGUUGAUGCUCUUAUUAUAUACCACGAAAUGGCCAACAGCUCGCUUCCUUUUUUCAUUGUCAUUUUGUCCACCGAGCACCAUCACCGGAUGUUUAUCACUGUGUCAUUGUGCGUGUGUGCGCUGGUUGUGUUGUACAUGCUGAUGGGAGUGACUGCGUAGUAGUGUUGGCUGACAUGUUUGCGACUGUGGUUUAACACAUCCAUCACGUGAUGCGAGGACUCUGGCAGACGAAAGAAUAAGCAUCAAAAUAGGCUGGGGUUUGGCGACACAGACUCGGCAGAGCUGUUUGUUGUGCUUUCAGGCCAGGACAAUGGCUUAUUCAGUCAUUUCUUCACUGUAUAUACUGCGGCAUGUGUGUAGUUCUUGCUGAACACCUCAUGUACUUGGCAAGCAUCUAUUAAAUGGUCUUCGGAUUUGUC
Messenger RNA from Dermacentor andersoni, 4895 nucleotides. RefSeq names its product ran-specific GTPase-activating protein-like. Gene Ontology annotation, biological process: nucleocytoplasmic transport. Lineage: Eukaryota; Metazoa; Arthropoda; Arachnida; Ixodida; Ixodidae. The record is from RefSeq and is a predicted model, not a curated record. Gene Ontology annotation, molecular function: GTPase activator activity. Gene Ontology annotation, cellular component: nuclear pore; cytoplasm.